This is a messenger RNA of Panicum virgatum (switchgrass), 5177 nucleotides long. Its product is annotated as receptor-like protein kinase ANXUR2. Gene Ontology annotation, biological process: protein phosphorylation. The record is from RefSeq and is a predicted model, not a curated record. Gene Ontology annotation, molecular function: ATP binding; protein kinase activity. The coding region runs from base 315 to 5177 and encodes 1620 amino acids. The transcript has 9 exons. NCBI's taxonomy places the organism in Eukaryota, Viridiplantae, Streptophyta, Magnoliopsida, Poales, Poaceae.
GGAGGAGGGGGGUAGGGGAGGGAAAGGCAAAGCAGCGGCAAGCGCAGGCGCAAAAAGCAAAUCAAAGCCGCCACCACCACCGGCAGCCGCCGAGGCCGCGCCGCGGGAGCCGGGAGGAGGGCGAAAAGGAAAGUGAAACCUAUCCAUUCCACCCCCGCACGCCGCCGCCCCUCCCAAACCCUAACCCCCGCGCGCAUGGGCCCCGCUUCGCCGGCGACGCGACGGGAGCACCGGCCCCCGCCGGUCAGGCGCCGGUAGCUCCAGCAGCAGCAGCAGCAGCAGCGGGCCGUUGCCGCCGCCGCCGCCGCGGUGAGAUGGCGCGGCUCGGGCGGGAGGGCUGCCGCGCUGGUCGAGGAAUUUGUGAAGAUACUUUGAGAAAUUUUAUGUUCAAUUUCAUGGCUGCUGUGCUGAUCCUGGAAUUUCUCAGUGGGAUCAAUUUGAUUAUUCAAACAUCAGCUCUAGAAGUAGUGGCUCCUGCUAUGCCUCCAUCUCAAGGUCGGAAACCAUUUCACUACAUGGCAUCCCGAGAUGAAGUCCUCAUAGGUGUUUCAGUGCAACCAGCGGAUGGCCAACAAAGACAAAAGAAGCUAUAUUCACCAACAGUUGCCCUGUCAUCCACACAUCCUCCUAUUUCAGCACCUAGCUAUAGUUCCAUGACUGGUGCUUUAGAUCUGGCCAUUUAUUCCUCAGAUCUAUCACUUCCUUUGGUGCACCAUGACAGGCACUUAGCAAUGGCUGCUCCUGCUCAUGUUGAUGCUGACUCUCCAGAUGCAGCUUCAAACUCUAGCGCAGCUCCUUCUGGAUUAGUGCAACCUCCAGUAUCCCCUCACAACGGUUGUUGUGCACCAAACAUGGUACAAAAACGAGGGACUCAAGACUGUCAUUGUGUUUAUCCAGUGAGAGUUGAGCUCUUCCUUCGUAAUGUUUCCUUGACUUCAAAUUGGAGCAAUGAAUUUCUUCAAGAACUUGCUUCUCAGCUCAACCUUCAUGUUAAUCAGUUCGAAAUUGUAAAUUUUUAUGUUGUUGGAGCUUCUGGACUAAAUAUCACAAUGGAUAUAGCACCCCAUACUGGAAUUAGCUUCGCAGCUGAUCAAGUUAACACAAUGAAUUAUUCACUUAGUCAGCAUACAGUUCGGAUUGAUCCUGUGUUGGUCGGGGACUAUAAUCUUCUUAAUUUAACAUGGUUUAGGCCAUUGGCUCCAGCCCCAGCUCCAGCAUUCACAAUAGCACCUAAGGCCUCUCCAUCUACAGCGCAUAAAGUACCAAGAUCGAGUGAGGAUCCCAGCAACAAUAGACAUACAAGCCUGAUUACUGUCAUUAUCAUAUGUGUUGGUGCUCUAAUUGGCGUCUUGCUGAUCGUUUUAACAAUUUGCUUCUGCACAUUUAGGAAAGGGAAAAAGAAAGUGCCUCAUGCUGAAACACCCAAGCAAAGGAUGCCAGAUGCAGUUUCUGCAGUGGAGUCACUUCCUCGUCCCACCAGCACAAGGUUCCUUUCAUAUGAAGAACUGAAAGCGGCAACAAAUAACUUUGAGCCUUCAAGCGUGCUUGGAGAAGGUGGUUUUGGCCGUGUCUUUAAGGGGGUACUUAGUGAUGGUACUGCUGUCGCUAUAAAGAAGCUUACUAGCGGAGGGCACCAAGGAGAUAAGGAGUUUUUAGUUGAAGUGGAAAUGCUGAGCAGAUUGCACCACCGAAAUCUUGUGAAACUCAUUGGUUACUAUAGCAGCCGUGAGUCAUCACAGAACCUUCUCUGUUACGAGCUUGUUCCCAAUGGAAGCCUAGAGGCUUGGCUUCACGGCGCACUAGGUGCUAACUGCCCCUUGGAUUGGGACACCAGGAUGAGGAUAGCUCUUGAUGCUGCCAGGGGAUUAGCAUACCUCCAUGAGGAUUCGCAGCCCUGUGUAAUCCACAGGGAUUUCAAAGCUUCUAAUAUAUUGCUUGAGAAUGAUUUUCAUGCUAAAGUGUCCGAUUUUGGUUUGGCAAAACAGGCGCCUGAAGGUCGGGCUAAUUAUCUUUCAACUCGUGUCAUGGGAACUUUCGGGUAUGUUGCGCCCGAGUAUGCCAUGACAGGACACUUGCUUGUAAAAAGUGAUGUAUAUAGCUAUGGAGUCGUUCUUCUUGAACUACUAACUGGGAGGAGGCCUGUUGAUAUGUCACAGCCGUCGGGACAGGAAAACCUAGUGACAUGGGCACGGCCGAUUCUUCGAGAUCAAGAUAGAUUAGACGAACUAUCUGACCCCAGGCUUGGCGGCCAGUACCCGAAAGACGAUUUUGUGCGGGUGUGCACAAUUGCAGCAGCUUGUGUUUCACCAGAGGCAAACCAAAGGCCAACAAUGGGCGAGGUGGUGCAGUCACUCAAGAUGGUGCAACGAUCGGUGGAGUUCCAGGAAUCUAUGCCGACACCGCCUGCCCGCCCCAACAUCCGGCAGUCUUCGACGACCUACGAAUCUGAUGGUACCUCAUCCAUGUUCUCUUCCGGCCCCUUCUCAGGCCUCAGCCCCUUUGACACCGAAACCAUUCCAAGAACCGCUGUUUUCUCAGAAGAUCUCCAUGAAGGCGUCGCCGUGGUCGCGGAGUCCAAGCUGUACGCCCCGGCGGACCGUGUCCUGCUCAACUGCGGGUCGACGACGGACGGCCUGGACUCGGACGGCCGGAAGUGGGUGGCGGACACGAACGACAACAUGUGGCUGACCGACUCCGGCAAGUCGUCCCUGAUGAUGGCGGCCGACAGGAUGGACAACGGGCUGCCGUCCACCAUCCCCUACAUGACGGCGCGGGUGUUCACGACGGAGGCCGCGUACAACAUCACCGUGAACCCGCGGGACCGCCACUGGGUGCGCCUCCACUUUUACCCGUCCUCCUACAACGGGCUCCCCCCCGAGGGCUUCCACUUCGACGUGGUCACCUCCACGGGCAUCACGCUGCUCCACAACUUCAGCGUGUACACCUACGCCAAGGCGCUGAGCCAGGCGUUCCUCAUCCGGGAGUUCUCGCUGCCGCCGGCGCCGGCGGGGUUCCUGACCCUCACCUUCACGCCGAUGCCGACGGGCAACGAGACGUACGCCUUCGUGAACGGCAUCGAGGUGAUCUCCAUGCCCGACAUCUUCGCGGACCCGGCCACCACGGUGGGGUUCGCGGACCAGACCGUGGACAUCGCCGGCGCGGCGCUCCAGACCAUGUACCGCUUCAACGUCGGCGGCGUGUACAUCCCGCCGUCCAACGACUCGGGGCUCACCCGGCACUGGUACGACGACACGCCCUACGUGCUGGGCCCGACGCAGGGCGUCAUCUACAAGGCCGGCCCGCACUUCCAGCUCAAGUACCCCAACGACAUGGCCGAGUACGCGGCGCCGCCGGACGUGUACCUGGGCAGCCGCUCCAUGGGCUCCGACCCGCGCCUGAACCAGAACUACAACCUCACCUGGGUGAUGCCCGUGGACGGCAACUUCACCUACGUGGCGCGCCUCCACUUCUGCGAGCUGCUGCUCAGCCGCCCCAACCAGCGGGCCUUCGACAUCUACGUCAACAACAAGACGGCGCUGGCCGACGCCGACAUCAUCGGGAUGACGACGGAGAAGGGCGUGCCCAUGUACAGGGACUUCGCGGUGUUCGUGGCCGACGAGCCCGGGGACGAGGCCAUGUGGGUGGCGCUGCACCCGUCCGUGGCGCUCCGCCCGCAGUUCUACGACGCCAUGCUCAACGGCCUAGAGGUCUUCAAGGUCAACGACACCGCCGGCAACCUGGCCGCGCCGGACCCGGACCCCUCCAGGCUGCUCGCCAAGGCGGAGCUGGGCGCGGGCGGCGGCGACCACGUGGGGCCCCCGAUCCACAGGCACCACCACAUCGCCACGGUGAUGGGCAGCAUGGCCGGCGGCGCGGCGGCGCUCGGGAUCAUCGCCGCCAUCUGCGUGGCGUGGAACCAGGAGAAGAGCAAGAAGCAGGAGCUGCGGCAGGCCGCCGCCGGCGGGUCGCACACCUCCGGCUGGCUGCCGCUCUACCACUCCCACACCAGCGGCAAGUCGUCGGGCCACCUCGCGGCGAACCUGGCCGGGAUGUGCCGGCACUUCUCCUUCGCCGAGAUCAAGGUGGCCACCAAGAACUUCAGCGAGUCGCUGGUGAUCGGCGUGGGCGGGUUCGGCAAGGUGUACCGGGGCCUCGUGGACGGCGACACCAAGGUGGCCAUCAAGCGCUCCAACCCGUCGUCGGAGCAGGGCGUGCAGGAGUUCCAGACGGAGGUGGAGAUGCUGUCCAAGCUGCGCCACCGCCACCUCGUCUCCCUCAUCGGCUUCAGCGAGGACGCCGGCGAGAUGAUCCUCGUCUACGACUACAUGGAGCACGGCACGCUGCGGGAGCACCUCUACAUGGGCGGCAAGCCGCCGCUGCCGUGGCGCCUCCGCCUCGACAUCUGCAUCGGCGCCGCGCGCGGCCUGCACUACCUCCACACCGGCGCCAAGCACACCAUCAUCCACCGCGACGUCAAGACCACCAACAUCCUCGUCGACGGCGACUGGGUCGCCAAGGUCUCCGACUUCGGCCUCUCCAAGUCCGGCCCCACCACCGUGAACCAGACGCACGUCAGCACCAUGGUCAAGGGUAGCUUCGGGUACCUCGACCCGGAGUACUUCCGGCGGCAGCAGCUCACCGACAAGUCCGACGUCUACUCCUUCGGCGUCGUGCUCUUCGAGGUGCUCCUCGCGCGCCCGGCGCUCGACCCGGCGCUGCCGCGGGAGAGGGUCAGCCUCGCCGACUACGCGCUCCUCUGCCAGCGGAACGGCACCCUGCUGGACGUCGUCGACCCGGCCAUCAAGGACCAGAUCGCGCCCGAGUGCCUCAAGAAGUUCGCCGACACGGCCGAGAAGUGCCUCGGCGAGCAGGGCAUCGAGCGCCCGUCCAUGGGGGACGUGCUGUGGAACCUCGAGUUCGCGAUGCAGCUGCAGGACGCCUUCGAAGGGCAAGGGGGCAGCACCACCUGCGGCCGCCGGCCCAUGGGUGAGGGCAGCGGCGGCGUGGGGCGCUCGUCGGGGGCGCUCGACGGCAACGGGAGCGUCACGGUCAGCGUCACGGCGGUGGAGGCGGCCUUGUCCACGUCCCGGCCGCGCGUCAUCGUCGAGGAGGAGGACGACGACGAGGUGGCCAACAGCGCGGCGUUCUCGCAGCUCGUGCGCCCCACUGGCCGGUGA